CAUCACUUGUAGCCUAAAAGUGUAAAAGAAAAAAAUAAAGUUUUUAUAAAGACUGCAUUUAAGGCUUUUUAAGUCCUGCUGUCCUUUUAGAAUGAUAAUUAGAUAGUAUCAUCGGCUAGACAGACAAUUGUGUGAAUUUAGUUGAAUGUGUGAUCAGGGGGUCUAUAUUCUGGGCUUUACAGGGUUAAUGCACUCCCAUAUAACAGCCACUUGAUUUCACAGAAAACGAAACUUAGCGAGUGCUGAAGAUGGCAGCGAGCAAAGAGCCAGAUUCUUUAUCCUGCUCGAUAUGCCUGGAUAUACUGAAACUACCCGUGACUCUUCAUUGUGGCCACAGCUACUGUAUGGAGUGUGUAAAUGGUUACUGGGACCAGGAAGAUCGCUGUGGUGUUUACAGUUGUCCCCAGUGUAGACACAUAUACAUCCCCAGACCUGUGUUGAACAAGAACACAGUGUUGGCAGAUUUGGCAGGGAAAAUGUCCCCAGAAGAAGAAGAACCACAACAACAACAACAACCCACUCCUCCUGUGAAGGAUGACCCAGUGGAUGUGGAGUGUGAUGUCUGCACUGCAAAGAAGCUGAAAGCUGUCAAGUCUUGCCUGGUGUGUCUGGCUUCUUUCUGUGCUACUCAUCUGCAGCCCCACUAUGUGUCUGCUGCUUUCAAAAAGCACAAGCUAGUGGAAGUCUCUGCCUGCAUACAAGAAAAGAUCUGCUCUAAGCAUGACAAGCUGCUCGAAGUCUAUUGCCGCAGUGAUGGCCAGUGCAUUUGCCUGCUUUGUGUGAUAGAUGAGCACAAAGGUCAUGACACUGUCUCGGCUGCAGCAGAGAGGAAAGAGAAACAAAAACUAUUUGGAAAGAAAAAACAAAGAUACCAACAGGGAAUACAGGAGAAACAGAAGCAGCUGCGGCAGCUGAGACAGAAAAUGAAAGCACUGCAGUGUUCUGGAGCUGCAGCUCUUGAUCAAAAUGAGAAGGCCUAUACUGAAAUAGUCCAGAUGGCAGAUAAAAGGCGUUGUACUGUGAGAGAGCUGAUCAGAGUUCAGGAGACGGCUGUGGUGAGCCGAGCUGAGGCGCUCGUGGAUCGGCUGGAGAAGGACAUCUCUGAGCUGAGAAAGGGAGAAGAUGAACUCAAGCAGCUGUCUCUCACUGAGGAUCACAUUCAUUUCCUGCAGAGCUGCCAGUCCAUUUUUGACUGUCCAGAACCUGACGAGUGGUCUGAUUUUGACAUCCUUCUACACACACCUUUUGACUUUGUGACAAAGGCUAUUUCUAUUUUGAGAGACAAAAUGGAAAACAUGGCCAGAGAUAUUGCAGAAAUAUCUCAGACGUUUCAAGCUGAUCCUGAUCCUGAGACAAGACAGGAGUUCUCCCUUUAUUCCUGCCGCUUAAGUUUGGAUCCCAACACAGCAUUUGAAAACCUUUUGCUCUCCGAGGGAAACAGCAGAGUGAGCUGGAUUAAAAAAGCCCAGAGGUAUCCAUAUCACCCAGAGAGAUUUACCAAAUAUGAUCAAGUGUUGUGCACUGAAGGUGUAUCUGGAGUUUGCUACUGGGAGGUUGAGUGGCGAGGGCCCAGGGUGGAGGUCGCUGUGUGCUAUAAAGGGGCAGGGCUGGAUGAAAGUGGCUUUGGAUACACAGAUCAAUCCUGGUGCAUUUCCCUUUCAAAUGUUGGUUGCACCUUUUGGCAUAGUGGAAUCAAAACCAAAGUAUCCACCCACUGCUCCUCUACUGUAGGAGUGUAUCUGAACCAUAAGGCAGGGAGCCUGUCCUUCUACAGCGUGUCCGAUUCUGGUCAAAUGAUGCUCCUUCACAGAGUUCACACCACAUUCUCCCAGCCUCUGUACCCUGGGUUCAUGGUCUGCAGAGGGGCCUCAGCUAGGAUAAUGUCAUCUAAGUAAAGGGCACCCAUUGUCAAGGUUGCUCAAGUAAAGUAUCAGUAUUAAAGUAUGUUUAUUCUGUACUAGUCUUGUGUGUGUGUUAAACACCAGCGCUAAAGAGGCCUUGUGUUGUCUGUUGAUCAUUGCUCAUUAUUUGCCAGGAUUCUUUAAAAUGUUUAUUUUUGCAAGGAAAAGGCUGAAGGUGAUAUUUGGCACAGGUGUGAGGUUUUUGUGUUUGUUCCAUGUUCCUUAUCCUGUAAUGGAUCCCUUUAACUGUAAACUCAGCAAUGUAUUGUUUGUGUAAGUAGAAUAAUUAUAUAUACAAAUGUUCAUAACUAUUCUAUGUGUGCUAUGUGUGUACUAAGUUUUUUUUUU
Messenger RNA from Sander lucioperca (pikeperch), 2249 nucleotides. Its product is annotated as E3 ubiquitin-protein ligase TRIM16-like. The transcript has 6 exons. Bases 249 to 1895 code for a protein of 548 amino acids. Lineage: Eukaryota; Metazoa; Chordata; Actinopteri; Perciformes; Percidae. The record is from RefSeq and is a predicted model, not a curated record. Gene Ontology annotation, molecular function: protein binding; zinc ion binding.